AUGUAUCUAAAGUUAGGGAGCAGAAAUACAAUUGUCGUUUCAUCACCAAAUAUUGCCAAACUAGUACUACAAAAACAUGAUCGAGUAUUUUCUUCUCGAACAGCUCCUGCAGCAACAGCAGCAUAUGAUCAUUUCAAAAAGUCUGUGGCAUGGUUGCCUGUGGCUAGCCAGUGGCGAAAUCUUCGAAAAAUUUGUAAAGAACAAAUGUUUUUGUCGCAUAGACUUGAUGCAAGCCAUGGUCUUCGCCAAGAAAAAUUGAAGAAAUUGUGUGACUAUGUGCAUGAUUGUUGUAGUAAUGAGCAAAUAGUUGAUAUUGGUAAUGCUGCAUUUAUAACAUCGCUAAAUCUCGUGUCAGCCACUCUUUUCUCAGUUGAUUUUGCUCAAUUUAAUUCUGAUUCUUCUCAAGAAACUAAAGAAAUUGUACGGGGUUUAAUGGAAGCUGGAGCGGUUCCUAAUCUUGCAGACUUCUUCCCAGUUCUUGAAUUCAUUGAUCCACAAGGUAUUAAGCGUGAAUUCAAGAGUUACACUAGCAAAGUAUUUGCAAUAUUUGAUGAUUUGAUCAAUCAACGGUUGAAAUCAAGAAGCGAGUCACUGGAUCAUCCAGUGAGAAACGAUUUACUAGAAGUCAUCCUGGAUAACAGUCAAACAAACGAAUCCGAAUUAACCUUGGAUGUUCUAAAGCAUUUACUUCUGAAGGAAGUGCCUCUCAAGGCUUUCCCAAUCAAAGUGUGA
Molecule: messenger RNA, 732 nt
Organism: Fraxinus pennsylvanica
Lineage: Eukaryota; Viridiplantae; Streptophyta; Magnoliopsida; Lamiales; Oleaceae
Source: the annotation of a GenBank genome assembly